AUGUCAAUCGGCGUCUUCCUCGUGUCAAUGGACAGCACCAUAAUUGCCUCUUCUUUCGCGGCGAUUGGUUCUGAAUUCAAGCAACUCCAAAAAGCGAGUUGGGUGGUUACUGGUUAUUUGCUCACAUUGACAAGCUUUCAACCAUUAUACGGAAAACUGAGCGAUAUCUUUGGCCGAAAAACCUGUCUGAUUGUUGCGUAUACAGUGUUUGCACUGGGGAUAUUAUUCUGUGGACUGGCAAGGAGUAUGAAUGAGCUUAUUGCUGCAAGAGCUAUUGCUGGCAUAGGUGGAGGUGGCAUCUCUACUGUUGGGUCAAUUAUCAUGUCAGAUGUCGUUCCUCUCAGAAAAAGAGGCACUUGGCAAGGUUUGCAAAACAUCAUGUUUGCAGUCGGUUCAUCGGCUGGUGCACCUCUGGGCGGGGUACUUGCUGAUACAAUCGGCUGGAGAUGGUCUUUCCUCAUUCAAGUUCCUAUAACGGCGCUCGCGGUCUUAACGGUCACAUUGGCUCUCCGCUUACCUUCUCAGGCUCUUCCAUCCAGUUCUAAUACCUUCUUGAGUAAACUCAAGCGGAUUGACUUUCUGGGGGCGUUCACCUUGAUCGUUACUAUUUUCGCGCUGCUUCUUGCCCUUGAUAGAGGGAGCACUGUCUCUUGGAGCUCGAGUGUGGCCAUCGCGUGUUUUGUUAUCGCUGCCGUCUUCUGCGUACUUUUCAUGAUCGUAGAAUGGACUUGGGCCUCGGAGCCACUCGCACCCAAAAGAAUCAUGACUUCUGGCUCACUCGUCGCCUGUUACUCUAUCAACUUCUUCGCCACUGCUUCAAUGAUGACAAUGACCUACCAGUUUCCUCUCUACCUGCAAGCCGUGCGCCAAACCAGUCCAAGCAUGGUCGGUGUAUGGCUAUUGCCGAGUGUACUGAGUGGUGUGGCUGGCGGUCUCAUCGGCGGAUUCUUAAUCCAACGGACUGGAAAAUACCACUGGCUGAAUAUGCUAUCUGGCACAGUAAUGUGCCUCGGUUCCAUUCUUUUGACACUCACAACUGGUACUUUGGUAUUUUCAACGGUUGGAAUCAUCUUCGGUUUAAUUAUUUCGCGUCUGGGUGGUGGUGCUGGGAUUUCCUCGGUUCUUGUCGCGCUUCUUGCAAAUGCAGGGCGAGAGGAUAAGGCAACUGCUACUGCAGUAUCAUACCUGUUCCGAUCCUUGGGGUCACUCAUUGGUGUCUCUUUGGGCAGCACUGUUAUGCAAGAUGUCCUCCGCAAAUCUUUGCGCGAGUAUUCAAAGGGUUCAACGGAUAUUGACGAGCUGGUUCGUAGCGUGGUUGGCUCACUAUCAUACAUCAAUGAACUCGAUGGCAAGACGCAGGCGAUCGUGCGGAAGUCAUAUGCUGACGGCGUCCAUGCUGCGAUGUGGCUAGCGGUUGGACUGGUUGCAUGUGCGGCUGUUUCAAGUGUGUUCGUUAAGGUCAGGCCGUUGGAGAAAAGAUAGAUGGGUGAAUAUUUUUCG
Serpula lacrymans var. lacrymans S7.9 is the source of this 1500-nucleotide messenger RNA. RefSeq lists its product as uncharacterized. The transcript is spliced from 9 exons. Gene Ontology annotation, biological process: transmembrane transport; basic amino acid transport. Bases 1 to 1482 code for a protein of 493 amino acids. The record is from RefSeq and is a predicted model, not a curated record. Gene Ontology annotation, cellular component: fungal-type vacuole membrane. Lineage: Eukaryota; Fungi; Basidiomycota; Agaricomycetes; Boletales; Serpulaceae. Gene Ontology annotation, molecular function: basic amino acid transmembrane transporter activity.